GUGACGCCAUCACCGCGCGCCGGCGCCUCCCACCGCCGCGGCCGCCGCCAUGGAAUCCAACCGGGACGAGGCGGAGCGUUGUAUCGCCAUCGCGGUGGCCGCCAUCAAAGCCAACCAGUCGGAAAAGGCGCGGCGUUUCUUGGAGAAGGCGCAGCGCCUCUACCCGUCGCAGCGAGUCCGCGUGCUGCUUGAAUCUCUCACCAAGAGUGAACAGUCGUCAAAUGGCCAUUCUCAGCCCAAGGAACCCACAAACCCAACCCGUAGGAAAAUGAGUGGCGACUUCCCUUCAGCCAACGGAGAGGCAGGUGGGGACAUCAGUAAAGGCUACAGUCAGGAUCAGGUAGAUGCAGUGAAACGGGUGAAACAGUGUAAAGACUACUAUGAAAUUUUGGGUGUGAGUAGAGACGCCUCCGACGAGGACCUAAAGAAAGCAUACCGGAAAUUAGCACUGAAAUUUCACCCUGACAAGAAUCAUGCACCAGGUGCAACAGAAGCCUUUAAAGCCAUUGGUAAUGCAUAUGCAGUAUUGAGUAAUCCAGAGAAGAGGAAGCAGUAUGACCAGUUUGGAGAUGCCAAAAUCAGUCCCACGCGACACAGCCCUACAGAUUUCAACCGAGGGUUUGAGGCUGACAUCUCUCCAGAGGAUCUCUUCAAUAUGUUUUUCGGUGGAGGCUUUCCUUCUAGUAAUGUUCAUGUAUACAGCAAUGGCCGAAUGCGAUAUACCUACCACCAGAGACAAGACAGGAGGGAGCACCAAGGCGAUGGUGGCCUUGGGCUGUUUGUCCAGCUGAUGCCUAUUCUCAUCCUCAUCAUUGUGUCGGCUCUCAGCCAGAUGAUGGUCUCCAGUCCACCUUAUAGUUUGAGUCACAGACCAUCUGUCGGUCAUAUAUACAAGAGAGUGACUGAUCAUUUGAAAGUAGCUUAUUAUGUAGCUGACAGCUUUGCAGAAGAAUAUACUGGCACAAAUCUGAAAAACGUGGAAAGGAGUGUUGAAGACGAUUACAUUGCAAACCUCAGAAAUAACUGUUGGAAGGAAAAACAACAAAAGGAAGGGCUACUCUACCGGGCACGUUACUUUGGGGACUCUGAUCUCUAUCAGCGAGCGCAAAAGAUGGGCACCCCAAGUUGCAGCAGACUUUCUGAAGUUCAAGCAUCGAUGCAUGGAUAGCUGUCACUGAAACAGUUCCUAGAGAUUUGAACUCUUCAAAUGCCUGAAGACUUUGGGGAAGUGCACUGAGCCAAGGAGACAGAUUUUCUAUUUAAAGAAUCAGACCUUAAAUUAAAAUGGGAGAAUUAGCAACGCACAACUGCCCUCUCCUCUCUCUCUCUCUCUCUCUGUCCAGCAUUAGACUCGAAUGUCUCUUAGAACAGAAGAAAAAGACCUCUAUGUCUUUCUUCCCCCUUCCUUCGCUGUCAAAUGUCUCUUUCUCGGGAUGCCGCUAUCCUGAGAGCCAGUGUUGAGUUGUUAUUUUUCUUUUAAGGCCUGCUGAAAAACCUGGGAACAGAAGAAGAGAGCCUUCUGCGAUUGCACUGGUCACUUCAAUGAGAGAGAGUGAAAUUGGAAGAUCUGUAGGAGCAAAACAAAAUCAAUUUUUUUUAAAAAAAAAAGCAAAAAGAAAUUAUUUAGAAUUAACUUAUUAGCUGUAAAUAUGUUGUACUUCUAAACUAUGCAGGGAUAGAAUUAAAUUAUUUCAAUUUAUGCUGAACUUCUUAACCCAGGAUGUGUGAAUUUGUCCUCUUCUCCCCUCCACGCCCUGCAAACCAGCCUUGUGAUACCUUUCCUACAUAAGGCAGCCUUGUCUAAUGACACGAAAAACAUUUUUUUGUAUUUUUUAACGGCUUUUCCUUUGCUGGAGAAGAAAAAAAAAUGUGUACAAUUUGACCUGCCAUUAUUCCCUGUUUUGUAUCAGAGAAAUCAGUCAAAUUUUGCAAAACAUUUCUACAUCCACAUUUGGACCUGAUUUUGGGUCUGGGGUCUAAAUUGAUGGCAUCUCAGCUGAGUUCUUAUUCCUUUAGAGAGGAAGAAGGGGAAGUUGUCCCAAAUCUUUUGAAGUUCAUCAGGGUUGCUUGGGUGUUUGUGUGGAGCUUCUUUGUUUUGUUUUGUUUUUUAAUGUUUUGGUGGCCCAACGUAUCUGCCUUGCCAAUCAGUGUUAGCUCUGGUACACAGAGCUUUCCACAAGCUGUGUCCUCUUGGUCGCUUGGUCCUCCCUCCCCGAUUUCUUCCAUCUCGCAGCGCUACAAAGCUGUAGUCAGCAAAGCGCCCUCUGCUUAACAUACUGCUCCCGCUGACUUCAUUCCAGAAAUCUGGUGUCUGUUGGCCUAUGAAGAGCUGCUCCAUAUCCUUUUGCAGGAAAGAGCACACAACAACAAUGGUUGUUUACAAGUCCUCUGUCAGCUUCUUCAAAAAAAAGACUUUCUGUCAAAAGAGGGUUUGCUGUAGUGACUACAUGGCUUUCGGUAAAUCCAAAGUGGGACAAUACUACCAUACCUGGACUGGGUUGUCCCUCUUCCCUGCCCCUUUUCUUCGUAAUGCUCAUCUCAUUUUUUGUUUUGUCUUUUAAAAUAAAGCUGAUACAGUGCUAUCAGAACAGCCUUAAGAUACGUUAUUUCAUGCAACUGAGCCAUAACCCUGAGUGUAGAGAGGUGAAUGCUCCCAGUUAUGAUAAACCCAAUUGUUCCGAGUUUGGCCAUAAUCCACAAGGAUUGUUCCUGUCCUUGCAAGGGAUCCUGAGUUCAUGUCAACAGAGGCAUGCAUGGAUCUUGCCCUACUUUGGAACAAAAUGGGGGUUUUGAAUGGGCAAAUGUGUUCCGUUAAGAGAUUUCCCUUGACCACACAGACUGAAUAUUUUUUUCUGUAUUUCUGUAUUAAAUUUCAUCCAGAUAUAUUUACAAUAAAGAAUUUUAUACUUCUUUCUGGAGGUAGUGGUGGUUCUCAACUUGUGGGUCUCCAGAUCUUUUGGCCUUCAACUCCCAGAAAUCCUAACAGCUGGUAAACUGGCUGGGAUUUCUGAGAGUUGUAGGUCAAAACACCUGGGGACCCACAGGUUGAGAACCACUGGACUAAAGGGAGAUACCAAAAUACAUGUCAGGAGCAGUGCUUCAGAAGGUUCCAUUUUUGGAGCUAGAGCAUGGUUUCUGAGACUUCAUUCCCAAAAAUGAACUUUCCUAAGCAAUUCCUAUGUAUACAGGGGAUAACUGUCCUAUGUUCCAUAGUUGAUGGUUGUUGUUGUUGGUAGACCUGGCAGUUGGUGAUGGAAGGGUUAAUGUAAGUCUUGGUUCUAAAGGGCUGAGUAGUUUGUAAGUAACAGUUUACAGGUAAAAGCAAUUAAAAUUGUCAUAUUUUGGUGGUGGAUGCUGCUGUUUUUCCCCCAGGUCUGUUGGAUUUUUGGUAUCCUGACCUGUCUCCUGUUAUCUUGGAAUCUUGAAUCUUUUGACUACGGUAUAGACUCUUGAUCCCUGGACUUUGUUUAUUGAACUCUUGGCGUUUGACCACUGGACUGGACCUGUCAAGACCCAGAAGCCUCAAGAACGCCAAACACAAUAUAAAAGAUCCAAACACAGGUUUAUUAUCUCCCUUCUACUGGUAGUAGGAACGUUACUAUCACACUGUAUUACAACAGGACCCUUUGACUACGGUGUAGCUUUUGCUAUCAGUUUUUGUUUAUUCUGUGGCUGAAUGCUAUCUUUAUAUUUUAUAUUUUGGUCUACUAAAUCAGCCAGCAAGUAAGUGCUGUUUUAAUUAAACUGUUUGAUAAAACUGGGAGUUUGGUUCAUCUCUACCUAAAUAAGGCAGAGCCCUGGCAACAUGACAUAAUAAUUUUCUCCCAAUAAUCAGUCCCAAGGUUAGCUCCUUAAAUCCAGUAACACCCAACUGCAACCUAUCCCCUGCAUACCUCCACCCUUAAUUGCUUUUAUCUGUAAACUGUUACUUACAAACUACUCAGUCCUUUAGAACCAAGACUUACAUUAACCCUUCCAUCACCAAACGCCAGGUCUACCACUACCAACUACCAUCAACUAUGGAACAUAUGACAAUAACCUUUUAAUCCUGUACUUCCUUUAGCGUUGACAAACUGUAUGCUAAUUAAAUGCAAGUUACACCGCAUGAAUUUAAUCACUACUUGUGGUGUUACCCACAUUUGAAGGGGAAAUUCAUUCAGUGUAUAGCUUUAAGAAGAUCUACCUGCUUCGCAUUGCCCUGUGAUGACAGGUAAUGGACUGUGAUGUUGUCUAAAGCCCCAACAUCUGACCUGCAGCCAUCCCAGCUCUUGUUUCCAGAGGGUCACCCAUUCAACAGUUCAGCAUGAAAUUUCCGACAUCUUGAAAAACGGCAUUGGCUGCCCCAGUGCCUCCCUGUCCAGCCCUUUUGAUUUCUUACGUAGAGAUAGCCAUGGAUGGAAUGAGCAAAGUGCAAUAAAGAAGCAUAGAUCCUGAACGAUAAUCCGCAAAGGCUGUAUUUUUUAAUUUAGAAUCAAUUAUACAAUUGUACAUCUAUAAAUAAAGGUUUAUAACAUGAAAA
Messenger RNA from Anolis sagrei ordinatus, 4519 nucleotides. RefSeq names its product DnaJ heat shock protein family (Hsp40) member B12 (gene DNAJB12). Gene Ontology annotation, molecular function: Hsp70 protein binding. The record is from RefSeq and is a predicted model, not a curated record. NCBI's taxonomy places the organism in Eukaryota, Metazoa, Chordata, Lepidosauria, Squamata, Anolidae. Gene Ontology annotation, biological process: cellular response to misfolded protein. Gene Ontology annotation, cellular component: endoplasmic reticulum membrane.